AUGGCUAGUCGAGCUGCCAACAAGCGGUUAACCCGCGAAUACAAAACCAUCUCCGAGAAUCCGCCACCAUACAUCAUCGCCCACCCCUCUGAGUCCAACAUCCUCGAAUGGCACUACAUCCUCACCGGACCCCCAGACACUCCAUACCACAACGGCCAAUACUGGGGCACCCUGAUCUUCCCUCCAAACUACCCCUUUGCUCCCCCCGCAAUCCGAAUGCACACCCCCUCCGGCCGUUUCCAGCCCUCAACCCGACUCUGCCUCUCAAUCUCCGACUUCCACCCCAAGUCCUUCAACCCUGCAUGGGAAGUCUCCACGAUCCUAAUCGGCCUGCUCUCCUUCAUGACGAGCGAAGAGAUGACGACCGGAUCCGUCGGUGCUUCCGAGGCCGAGCGAAAGUGGGCUGCUGGUCGAACAAGGUGGUGGAACUCGACGGGUGGGGGCAGCUAUAAGGAUGGCAAGACGGUGCAGAAGGGGAAUGUGAAGGCUGGGGAUGGAGGCGCGAAGUUUAGGGCUGAGUGGCCGGAACUCGACAAGGAGAAUUGGAAGUGGAUGAAGGAGAACAGGAUUGACUCGGCGACGGGGAAUGUUAUACAAGAAGCUGGGGCGAGUGGGCAGAACUGUACACCAGGAAUGGCGUUGAGGCGGCCAAGUGGGAGUCAGGCAGUUGUUGGGGCUGUGGUCGAAGGGGGAAGAGCCGUGGGUGAGGAGGGCAGGGGCUGGAUUCGGAGGAAUAAGUUAUUGGUUGCGGGUGCGGUGGUCUUCACGUAUGUGUUGAUUGCGAGGUUACUUGGUGAUGGGAAGGGUGUUGGAUCGUGA
Molecule: messenger RNA, 819 nt
Organism: Hyaloscypha bicolor E
Lineage: Eukaryota; Fungi; Ascomycota; Leotiomycetes; Helotiales; Hyaloscyphaceae
Product: putative ubiquitin-conjugating enzyme E2
Exons: 3
Coding region: 1-819 (272 amino acids)
Source: RefSeq, a predicted model, not a curated record